This is a messenger RNA of Hyaena hyaena (striped hyena), 1389 nucleotides long. Its product is annotated as collagen alpha-1(I) chain-like. Lineage: Eukaryota; Metazoa; Chordata; Mammalia; Carnivora; Hyaenidae. The record is from RefSeq and is a predicted model, not a curated record. The transcript has 9 exons. The coding region runs from base 1 to 1389 and encodes 462 amino acids.
AUGGAGAAGCGAUCGGUGGCCCACGACUCUAGUAUCGAAGGCUGGGAACGCUCUGCGCUCCUAGGCAAGAGUGGAAAUCUUUCGCUGGCCCCGCCACGCGGAGGCAAACUGGGCCUGACGGCGGAGGACGAGGGGGAGGAGGACGAGGGGGAGGAGGACGGGGAGGAGGAUGAGGUGGAGGACGAGGGGGAGGAGGACGAGGGGGGAGGAGGACGAGGGGGAGGAGGACGAGGGGAGGACGAGGAGGAGGACGGGGAGGAGGAGGAGGACGGGGAGGAGGACGAGGGCACGCCGGCGCCCACCUCCCCGCUUGCUCGGCUGCUGGAAGCCCAGCUUGCCUCACGCAGUGUUCGAGGGGAGGAGGCAGCGGGAGAGGGAGAGGGUGGGAGCCCCCGGUGCGGCGCCGCAGGCCUGGUCCCCCGAGAAAACGGGACCGCUCGGACGUGCGGCGCCCCUGCGGCCUCCGGGCCAGGGCCCCGUUGCCGCGGGGGGACAUCCGCGCGGAGCCCCCCCUCCUCUGCUCGGGUCCACAAGGCCCUGUCGGGGUCGGUCAGAGGCCGAGAGGGGGCGCCACCCCGGGAACGCGAGGCGGUCCGCGCGGAACGCCCGCAGUGCACAACCCUGCCGACGGGCGAGCUGCAGAUGGGCUCAGGACUGCCCCCCAGCGCGCCCCCAUCUCGCCCCGAGCGCUCCCCCUGCGCGCCCCGACCGCACCCCCAGCUCGACCCCAGCGCGCCUCCAGCUCGACCCCACAGUGCCCCCCAACGCGCCCCCAGCUCGCCCCCACCGCACCCCCAGCUCGACCCCAGCUCGCACCACCGCACCCCCAGCGCGCUCCCCGGCUCGCUGCCCGGCUCGCGCCAGCGCGCCCCCGCUUCCCGAGGCGCCAGGACCUCGGCGGAGCGGACUCCCCAGGGGUUGGCAGGGGGCGCGCGGCCGCAGACAUCACGCGAGGGCGCAGCGCGGCUCCUUCCGGGCCCCGGGCCUCCGCGCGGGUCGGCCACGCCCCUGUGGACGUCGCUUCCGAGCCGGCGAGCGAGUGGGCGCCCUUCUCUUCGAUUCGCUUUGACUCCGGCUCGGCGCCCAGCAGGGGAGGCAGCUGAGCCCGCCUCCGUCCGUGCUGCCAGAGCUCCCGUUGUUACCGCCCUGGAGAAGCCCGGGGCUGCGACUCGCACAGGGCGAGGAGACCGCAGGCCUUCGCCUCCGCACCCGUCGGUCCGUCGCCGGGUCCCCUGGGCAGGGUCCUCUCCUCGGUCCCCCGUGCUCGGUCCCCGUGCUCGGUCCCCCGGCUCGGUCCCCGGCUCGCUGGCUCUGUCACAGGUCAGCCGCGCCCGGGCCUGGAUACACCCUGACUUCCAGCGAGCGCGGCGGACGGUGCACGCGUCCUGA